This is a messenger RNA of Chaetura pelagica (chimney swift), 1533 nucleotides long. It is a transcript of the gene SLC2A6, whose product is annotated as solute carrier family 2 (facilitated glucose transporter), member 6. Gene Ontology annotation, molecular function: transmembrane transporter activity. Gene Ontology annotation, biological process: transmembrane transport. NCBI's taxonomy places the organism in Eukaryota, Metazoa, Chordata, Aves, Apodiformes, Apodidae. The record is from RefSeq and is a predicted model, not a curated record. Gene Ontology annotation, cellular component: membrane.
AUGGGCACCGACCCCGGCCUGCGGGAGCCUCUGGUCAGGAAGAGCAGCUCCUCGUACCGAACCUUCUCCUCCAGCACUGUCAGGAGGCUGGACAAGGAAUAUCUGCGGAGCCUCCACAACAAGCGGCUCUACUUGGCUGCCUUCACCGCUGUCCUGGGGAACUUCAGUUUUGGCUUCGCCCUGGUUUACCCCUCCCCUGUCAUCCCUGUCCUGGAGGCUCACCCCAACCCUGCACUGAGGCUGGACCAGCACACAGCAUCCUGGUUUGGGUCGGUGUUCACGCUGGGGGCGGCAGCCGGGGGGCUCAGCGCCAUGGUCCUCAACGACCGCCUGGGCCGCAAGCUGAGCAUCAUGUUCUCUGCCCUGCCCUCCGCCCUGGGGUACGCGCUGAUGGCGGGUGCCCAGGGCUUCGGGAUGCUGCUGCUGGGCCGCGUGCUGACGGGGUACGCUGGGGGCGUGACGGCUGCAUCCAUCCCGGUCUACAUCUCAGAGAUCUCCCACCCUGGGGUCAGAGGCAUGCUGGGUGCUUGUCCACAGAUCAUGGCAGUGCUGGGAUCCCUCAUCCUGUAUGCUCUGGGGCUGGCCCUGGACUGGCGCUGGCUGGCGGUGGCAGGGGAGGUGCCCGUCCUGGCCAUGAUCAUCCUGCUCUGCUUCAUGCCCAACUCACCCCGGUUCCUGCUGUCCCAAGGGAAGGAUGACGAGGCCCUGAGGUCACUGUGCUGGCUGCGGGGCAAGGACACUGACUAUGCCAGGGAGUAUGAGCAGAUGAAGGACAGCGUGAGGAAGCAGAGCCAACGGGUUUCCUGUGCAGAGAUCAAGGACCCCUUCAUUUACAAGCCCCUCCUGAUUGCAGUGGGUAUGAGGUUCCUGCAGCAGCUCUCUGGUGUCACCUGUGUCCUCGUGUACCUGCAGCCAAUCUUCAAGAAAACAGCUGUCAUCCUGAAACCAGAGUACGACGCAGCUCUUGUUGGUUUGGUGCGUCUGUUCUCGGUGGUGGUCGCUGCCCUGUCCAUGGAUAAGGCUGGGAGGAAGAUCCUUCUCUUUAUAUCAACUGGUGUCAUGUUGGUCUCCAACCUGACCAUGGGGCUCUAUAUCCACUUCGUGCCAGCUUCUCAGAAUGGCACCAUUGCCAACAAGACCAUGGUGAGCCCAACCAGCUUCCUGCAACCUGCUGAGCCGACCAACUACAUCACCCUCAUCCCCCUCCUGGCAACCAUGUUCUUCAUAAUGGGUUAUGCCAUGGGCUGGGGCCCCAUCACUUGGUUGCUGAUGUCAGAGAUCCUCCCUCUGAAAGCCCGUGGGGUGGCCUCGGGCCUCUGCGUAGUGGUGAGCUGGCUGACAGCCUUCACCCUGACCCAGUUCUUCCUCCAAGUCGUGAAAGCCUUUGGCCUCGAGGUGCCCUUCCUAUUCUUCACGGUCAUCUGUGCUGGGAACAUCUUGUUCACAGGCUGCUGUGUUCCAGAAACUAAAGGCAGGUCCCUGGAACAAAUUGAGGCCUUCUUCAGAACUGGCCGGAGGUCAUUCAUGAGGUAG